GGCACCUCUAGCUUUUCGUGUGCAAACGAAGAGGUUUCCCCCAGCUGGGCGGGGCUGAUCUCCUGCCGGUAGGGAUUCGGCUCCUAGAGGUUUCAAGCUUCAGAUGCGAGUGUGUAUAGGGAAAAGCUGCUCAACUCCACUGGGUCACCGGAGGAUGGUCCAGACUCAGAAGCACUGAAGACCCACGCCUUGAGAACUGGGGAUCGCGAGCCCGCAUCUGUGCGGGAAAAGCCGGCGAAUCUGGAGGAGUCAGGUCCGCCUCUCGCGCCUGGGUUUUCAGAACUCUGGUCACGUCUCCGUCUCCAGUGAUAAUUCUUCCCGCCUGGAACUGAAAAUAAUGAAACUACGCAUGAAAGUUUUCGCUUUCAUUGCGCUCGGCGUGGUGAUUUUUGUGUGUCUUUAUAACAGCCAGCUAAUCCUCCCCAGCCUUUACCAGCCGCUCAACAACUCCAGCGAAAGAACGUCUGUCAUCGCCUGUGAUUACGGCUUGCAAGAUCAUUCGGUCUUCGUGACGCGGAACACAUCGCCACAUCCUUUAGAAAAAAUCUCCUGCCCUCGGUACCAGAUCCAGAGCCACUAUAUUACCAGUCCCCUGUCCGAAGAAGAAGCUGCCUUUCCCCUGGCCUACAUCAUGGUGAUCCACAAAGACUUCAACACCUUUGAAAGGCUCUUUAGGGCCAUUUACAUGCCCCAGAAUGUUUACUGUGUGCACGUGGAUAGUAAGGCAACAGAGACCUUCAAAGAAGCAGUGAGUCAGUUAGUAAACUGUUUCCCCAAUGCCUUCCUGGCCUCUAGGAUGGAGCUGGUGGUUUAUGGUGGCUUCUCCCGGCUCCAGGCUGACGUGAACUGCAUGAAAGACCUGGUGGCCUCCAAGGUCCGCUGGAAAUAUGUCAUCAACACCUGCGGGCAAGACUUUCCUUUGAAAACCAACAAAGAAAUAGUUAACUAUCUGAAAAGAUUUAAGGGGAAAAACAUCACUCCGGGGGUGCUGCCUCCUUGGCAGGCAAUUGUACGGACUAAAUACGUACACCGAGAACGUAAAGGCAGAAGCGGAUACUUUAUGCAAACAACAAAUAUUUUGAAGAGUCCACCUCCACACCACCUGGUCAUCUACUUUGGCACAGCCUACGUGGCCCUCACCUGGGACUUUGUCAACUUUAUCCUGAAUAACAAAACGGCCACUGAUCUCUUAGAGUGGUCUAAAGAUACCUAUAGCCCUGAUGAACACUUUUGGGUGACACUCAAUAGAAUUCCAGGAGUCCCUGGCGCUAUGCCAAAUGCAUCCUGGACGGGGAACCUCAGAGCUGUGAAGUGGAGGGAUAUGGAAUCGAACCACGGAGGCUGCCAUGGUCACUACGUACAUGACAUUUGCAUCUACGGAAACGGAGACUUGCCGUGGCUAAUUAAUUCUCAAAGCCUGUUUGCUAACAAAUUUGAACUCAACACAUACCCUCUUACUCUGGAAUGCCUAGAACUGAGGCAUCGCGAAAGAACGCUCAAUCAGAGUGAAAUUGCCGUACAACCCAACUGGUAUUUCUGAUCCGCGGCAGCUCUGGCCUGAACGGAAACUGAAGACAUAUAGAAGAGUCUUCUUUUCCAAGAGACUCUUGUCUUGGCUACGCUGAAGGCUUUUAGGGAAAAAAAAUGGUUUCAGGAAACCGUCAGGACCUGGCAACAAACACGCCUCUGCUUAAACUAUCCACUGGACACUGUGGUAUAUUUGACAGGAUGGCUGCACAGCAGCUGUCUGGCCGUUUCUUUUGAAUGUCUUUUCUUUUCUCACCACCACCCCCUUCCUCUUCCUCUCUUCUCUGGUUUGUUUGUUUGUUUGUUUUGUUUUUUUAAGAUAGGUAGGGUCUAUAUAUAUAUAUGUAUAUGUAUAUGUAUAUGUAUAUGUAUAUGUAUAUGUAUAUGUAUAUGUAUAUUUGGCAAGCCUGUUUCUUAUCAGGUAGCCCAGUAUGGCCUUGAACUCAAAUCAGUCCUCCCACCUUGGCUACCUAAGGGCUGCUAUUACAAGUGUGGACAACCACACCUGGCUCUGAUGUCUGGCAGUCACUUGAUGCUCAUCUCCGUCUCAGUCUACUGAGUGGUCGAGAUGAUAAAUUCAGAUGCAUCAGAUCUCUGUGCCAGAUACUCAUAUUAGUAUAUUCUGUUAGAAAGGAGAAUGGUGGAUAAUACUAAAAAAAUCAGAACUUAGCCGGGCAGUGGUGGCGCACACCUAUAAUCCCAGCACUUGGGAGGCAGAGGCAGGCGGAUUUCUGAGUUCGAGGCCAGCCUGGUCU
This is a messenger RNA of Grammomys surdaster, 2282 nucleotides long. RefSeq names its product glucosaminyl (N-acetyl) transferase 2 (I blood group) (gene Gcnt2). Gene Ontology annotation, cellular component: membrane. The transcript has 3 exons. NCBI's taxonomy places the organism in Eukaryota, Metazoa, Chordata, Mammalia, Rodentia, Muridae. Bases 338 to 1540 code for a protein of 400 amino acids. Gene Ontology annotation, molecular function: acetylglucosaminyltransferase activity. Gene Ontology annotation, biological process: transforming growth factor beta receptor signaling pathway. The record is from RefSeq and is a predicted model, not a curated record.